Molecule: messenger RNA, 1911 nt
Organism: Anoplopoma fimbria (sablefish)
Lineage: Eukaryota; Metazoa; Chordata; Actinopteri; Perciformes; Anoplopomatidae
Exons: 12
Coding region: 1-1896 (631 amino acids)
Source: RefSeq, a predicted model, not a curated record
AUGGUUACACCUACAGUCCACUACAGCCCAGUACAGUCCACUACAGCCCACUACAGCCCAGUACAGUCCACUACAGCCCAGUACAGUCCACUACAGCCCACUACAGCCUACAGUACAGCCCAGUACAGUCCACUACAGCCCAGUACAGUCCACUACAGCCCACUACAGCCCAGUACAGUCCACUACAGCCCAGUACAGUCCACUACAGCCCAGUACAGUCCACUACAGCCCACUACAGCCCAGUACAGUCCACUACAGCCCAGUACAGUCCACUACAGCCCAGUACAGUCCACUACAGCCCACUACAGUCCACUACAGCCCAGUACAGUCCACUACAGUCCCCAGUACAGUCAGUACAGUCCACUACAGUCCACUACAGCCCAGUACAGUCCACUACAGCCCACCAGUACAGUCCAGUACAGCCCAGUACAGCCCAGUACAGUCCACUACAGUACAGUCCACUACACAGUCCACUACAGUCCAGUACAGUCCACUACAGCCCAGUACAGUCCAGUACAGUCCAGUACCAUGCCGGCUCUUACUCUGAAGUGCACUUCCUGUUGUGGGUCCGGAGCCGCCGCUGGUCGCUGCUGGAGAAGAGAAGCCGUGAACCCGAUGGAGCCGUCAGCCGGCUGCCCCUGUUCCUCUGAGCCGGGCAGCCCUGCAGCUCUGAGCCGAGGCUGCCUGCUGGACCCGGCCGACGUCCUCUACCAUGACCUGUCCAUCCUCGUCCCAGAGACACCCAGCCCUCAGCUGGGUAAGCGGAGGAGGCGCGGUCGCGUCCCGGAGGAAGCGUUCAGUCCUCUGUCCGUCGUCGGAUCUCCAGGACGACCAGAUCCAUCCCAUAAAUCCAAACGCAGACGUCUGGCUGCGGCGAUGGGCGAGCAGAGCGUCGGCUUUGUUCCAGCUUCGUCUCUCCGGGCGUUUCCUUUGGGCAGCUGGCUGGAGGCGCCGCUGUCCACCGCGUCCUGCUCCUCCUCGUCCUCAUCUUUAUCAUCUUCCUCCUCGUCCUCAUCUUCCUCCUCUUCCUCCUCCUACCUCACACCCAUAUCAGAGGAGGAAGUGGAGGUGGCGAGCUCCACUGUAGAAAACAGUCCCGCUCGUCUCAGCCGGAGGACGACGUCGGAGACGGCUUCACCGCCGCCGUCCUCCUCCGAGUCGCUGUCCUUCCUGACCGCAGAUGAGAGGAGGUGGCUGAACGGGGAGCAGGGAAGCACCUCCGCAGCUCCGGAGGAGAUCGUCAUCAGUGACGAUGACGAGGCCGUGGUUCGCUCGGCUCAGGAGGAGGAAGACGAGGCGAUGGCCCGAAGUCUUCAGGCCCAGUUUGACCAGGAGGAGACACACAGACACCAUCACCACCUCCAUCACCUUCAUCAUCAGCAUCAUCAUCAUCAGCAGCUUCACCACCAUCACCUCCAUCAGCAGAGCCACCCCAUGUUCCAGCCCUACAUGGAGCCCAGCUGGAUGCCUCACCUGCUGGCUGCCGUCUCUCCUCUGGUCGACUUCAACGACGAUCUGAUUGGUCGACACAGACGACGUGGGCGGGGCAGGAGGAGGAACGCCGAGCCGGAGCUUUCAGAAGACGUCCAGGGGAACGACUAUGAGGCUCUCCUGGCGUUCGAGGAGCGUCAAGGUUCCGUCGUGUCCAAAAAGUUGAGUCGGAGAGAAAUCCAGAGGUUUCCCACCAAAACCUUCAAGUCCUCCAACAGCGCCGGGAACACCCAGUGUCAGAUCUGUUUCUGUGACUACACUGACGGGGAGAAGCUGAGGAUGCUGCCCUGUUUCCAUGACUACCACGUCCCGUGUAUCGACCGAUGGUUGAAGGAUAACAGCACCUGUCCCAUCUGCAGAGCUAACCUGGCCGACGGUGCCGCCUUCGCCCCCCCGCCCCUCUGACCUCUGACCUCCUCC